CGUAGCGCGAAGAAUCCGAAGAAGCAGGCAGGUCGGUUGUGAUCUGGGAUGGGAGCAGCCGGCGAGCUCUGAUCUUUCAGCUGCUCCAUGGAAGCGGUUCUGAUUGUGUGGAAAUGGACCGCCGGUAACACAGUCAACUCACAUGAUCCGGAACCAUUUAAGCUCCUAUUGAUCUAGAGACUUUUAUUUUUUUGCCCAUUGGAUUUUUUUAUUUUUGAUUAUUUUUUUCAAAUCUUUUUUUAUUAGCUUUCAGGUUCGGCGCUGCCCUGCCUUGGAGCCAUGGGCUGCACGGUGAGUGCCGAGGACAAGGCGGCCGCGGAGAGGUCCAAAAUGAUCGACAAAAACCUCCGAGAAGACGGAGAGAAGGCGGCCAGGGAAGUGAAGCUGCUCCUUUUAGGUGCAGGGGAGUCUGGGAAAAGCACCAUUGUAAAGCAGAUGAAGAUUAUCCACGAAGACGGCUACUCGGAAGAUGAGUGUAAGCAAUACAGAGCUGUGGUUUACAGUAACACCAUCCAGUCCAUCAUGGCCAUCGUUAAAGCCAUGGUCAGCCUCGAGAUAGACUACAACAACCCUGGCAGAGUGGACGACGCCCAGCAACUCUUCGCUCUGUCCGCCGCCGCCGAGGAGCAGGGCGUCUUACCCGACGACCUGGCCGACGUGAUCCGGCGACUGUGGGCCGACGGCGGCACACAGAGCUGCUUCGCGCGCUCACGGGAAUACCAGCUCAACGACUCGGCGGCAUAUUACCUGAACGAUCUGGAGAGAAUAGCCAAAGCGGAUUACAUCCCCACCCAGCAGGAUGUGCUGCGUACUCGUGUCAAGACAACUGGCAUCGUGGAGACUCACUUCACCUUCAAAGAGCUGCACUUCAAAAUGUUCGACGUGGGAGGCCAGCGCUCCGAAAGGAAGAAGUGGAUCCACUGUUUCGAAGGCGUCACGGCCAUUAUCUUCUGCGUUGCGCUCAGUGCGUACGACCUGGUCCUGGCCGAGGAUGAGGAGAUGAAUCGCAUGCACGAAAGCAUGAAGCUGUUCGACUCCAUCUGCAACAACAAGUGGUUCACUGAGACCUCCAUCAUCCUCUUCCUCAACAAGAAGGACCUCUUUGAGGAGAAGAUCACCCGUAGCCCCCUUGCCAUCUGCUUCCCAGAGUACACAGGGGCCAACAAAUUUGACGAAGCAGCCAGUUACAUUCAGACCAAGUUUGAGGACCUGAACAAGAAGAAGGACACCAAGGAGAUCUACACCCACUUCACGUGUGCCACCGACACCAAGAACGUGCAGUUUGUCUUCGACGCCGUCACUGAUGUCAUCAUCAAGAACAACCUGAAGGACUGCGGGCUUUUCUGAAUGUAAAUUGGACGGUGGCGGCUGUGCACACUACACGAGGGACUGCAGCAGCCAUGUGACGAUUUUACUGCUUUUCAUAAUGAAAACCAUGACAGACGUCAUUCCUGCAAGGGGAAAACCUUGAAAGGACUUCAACAAUCAAUGAUUUGCUACCAUCUCCCCCUCAGUGUAACAUUGGUCCUGCAUACAAAUGUAUUAAAAGUUGUUACGCCUCUUC
Molecule: messenger RNA, 1564 nt
Organism: Phyllopteryx taeniolatus (common seadragon)
Lineage: Eukaryota; Metazoa; Chordata; Actinopteri; Syngnathiformes; Syngnathidae
Product: guanine nucleotide-binding protein G(i) subunit alpha-2
Exons: 10
Coding region: 280-1347 (355 amino acids)
Biological process (GO): gamma-aminobutyric acid signaling pathway; adenylate cyclase-modulating G protein-coupled receptor signaling pathway
Cellular component (GO): heterotrimeric G-protein complex
Molecular function (GO): GTP binding; GTPase activity; G protein-coupled receptor binding
Source: RefSeq, a predicted model, not a curated record